CGUCGGGUAACGGCUGACUCUUUAUAUAAAGAAGUAAACAUUGGACCGAAGGGAAUCGUUUUGUUCGCUCGAAUCGAACGGGACACGGCAAUUUUUGGAGUAACUCGGAUGGGAAUCGUCAUGAUUUCGGGAUGGAUUCUGGCUUUGACCUGCUUUUUCUUGGCCGGAGUGGACUGCAAAGUGUACGAGAGAUGCGAAUUGGCCAGAGAUCUUCACGAGAGGUUCAAGUUUCCCAAAGAGGAUUUGUCCAAAUGGCUUUGCAUCGCCUACUGGGAGAGUUCGUUCGACACGGGGGCCAUUCACAAAGGAAAUUGGGACGGCAGCACGGACUACGGCCUAUUCCAGAUUAACGACAAAUAUUGGUGCAACGGAAACUCUAAAAACUCUCAAAACGUCUGCAAUUUAUCUUGCGACAAGCUGAAGAACGACGACAUCGCCGACGACAUUAAGUGUGUUUCGGAAAUGUAUCGACGCCACGGAUUCGAUGCUUGGGUGGCUCACAAGCUGAAGUGUUCGGGCGACACCUCCAACUUCCUGAAGGACUGCGAACUGUCUCCCAAGAGACGUCAGGGCCUUCUGUUUAACGGGCCUCUGAGCAGAGCAUUCGCCGUCGAGAACAGUCCCAAGGGUUAUCAGAUAAAUCUAAACGUUCCCGAAGCCACUUUCCGGUUCGGAGGCAACCUCUUCCACACUUACUUCAAGAUCAGACCCUUCUUCUCCGCCUCUAAAUUCGCCGGAAAGCACUGAACCGUCGACACUUCCGAAUUAUUUAUUUUUUGUACAUAUGGCUCAUCCGUCGAUCGGGACGAAAAAUAAAGUAUUGAACUCUUUCGACUGGCUGGUUUCUGCCCCAUCGGAAUUGGCGCUGCCCCUCGGCUACAUUAAUCGCCAAAUUAACGAAGAGUAUCCGCGCGUAUUUUUGGGCGAAGAGCCGAAUUUAAAUACGCAUGGACGAAGAAGGAACCUCGCCGAUCUAAUUUUUAGGCCACACAUUUCGUCGUAUCCAGAGCAGAAACCCGAGUUACCAUAAAUAUUCGAAUAUAGGAAAAAUGAUUCUCGCAUGGAAAAACGCGAGAGAAGAAUUAUAAAAAAUAUUUUUUACACAAAAUACUUCCAGAACUAAUUACUUUUUACCGAAGAUUCGAAAAAGACGGGCGAGAAAUUAAAACCCAUUUUAUUUUUAAAUUUUCUACAUCUUAAACGGAUCGAAAGAGGGCGCCACAAAUGUUUUCGCGUUUGUCGUCUGCUUUAAUUUCUUUUUUAUCGCCGUGCUGAUUACAUUUGAU
Messenger RNA from Centruroides sculpturatus (bark scorpion), 1286 nucleotides. RefSeq names its product lysozyme C, milk isozyme-like. The transcript has 6 exons. The coding region runs from base 109 to 747 and encodes 212 amino acids. NCBI's taxonomy places the organism in Eukaryota, Metazoa, Arthropoda, Arachnida, Scorpiones, Buthidae. The record is from RefSeq and is a predicted model, not a curated record. Gene Ontology annotation, molecular function: lysozyme activity.